Pleurotus ostreatus (oyster mushroom) is the source of this 1557-nucleotide messenger RNA. RefSeq lists its product as uncharacterized. Lineage: Eukaryota; Fungi; Basidiomycota; Agaricomycetes; Agaricales; Pleurotaceae. The transcript is spliced from 17 exons. Gene Ontology annotation, cellular component: membrane. Gene Ontology annotation, molecular function: transmembrane transporter activity. The record is from RefSeq and is a predicted model, not a curated record. Bases 1 to 1557 code for a protein of 518 amino acids. Gene Ontology annotation, biological process: transmembrane transport.
AUGGCGAUCGACGCUGAAGUUACUCUUCGAAGGAAAUCAUCUCAUUCUCUAGAUGAUCCUGAGAAGGUUCAAGAGAAGAUCGAUGUCGAGUCUGUAGAUGUCUCAUUCGCCGAUGAGGCUCUCCGGUUAGUUGGCACGGAACGGACUCAACGUUUCAGUGACGAGUACAAUCGCAAGCUACGCCGGAAGCUGGACCUCUGCAUUCCUCCCCUAUGUGCCGCCGUCUACUUCACUCAAUUCUUAGACAAGACAUCUUUGAACUACGCAAGCAUAAUGGGGCUGCCCAUCACUGGACAGAAUUAUAACCUAGUGUCCAUGGCCUUCUAUCUCGGGUUUCUAUUCUUUGAGUUCCCGACAGUUUACAUCUCCCAGAAGCUUCGGGUCGCCAAAUACCUAGGAGCCAAUAUCAUCAUAUGGGGUGCUGUCUUGAUGCUCCACGCAGUAGGAACGUCGUUCGGAGCAUUCUUUGCCCUGCGGUUCUUGCUAGGGAUGUGCGAGAGUUGUGUGGCGCCAAUCUUAAUCCUCAUUAUAUCCAUGUUCUACAAGAAGAAUGAGCAGGGCACGCGAAUAGCUUGGUUCUAUAUCAUGAAUGGACUGACGCAAAUCUUCGGCGGAUUCGUUGCAUACGGGAUUUCAUUCUAUGACGGUCAUUUGCUGGCUCCGUACAAGAUCAUUUACAUCCUUCUAGGAGGCCUAGCGAUCAUUGUUGGAAUUUGCGUAUUGAUCUGGCUCCCCGACUCGCCUGUGCACGCAAAGAUGUUGACGCCAGAAGAGAAAAUCGCUGCUUUGGAACGCGUCCGGGAUGACCAGGGCGGGACGGAGAACAAGAAACUCAAGCGAGACCAAGUCUUCGAGGCGCUACUUGAUGUUCGAACGUGGUUGGUUAUUUUGACAACGCUUCUUACGAGCAUUCCGAAUGGUGGCAUUAGCAAUUUCAGCAACCUCAUCAUCAAGAGCUUUGGAUACACGUCCAAGCAGGCUCUCAUCCUUUCUACACCUGGAGGUGCCGUGCACACAAUGAUGACCUUGUUUUGCGGGUACUAUUCAGACAGAAAGAACGAGAGAAUGAUUCCCAUCGUCUUCGCCGUCGUUCCCACUAUCCUUGGUCUAUUAAUUGGCUUCAAUGGCACUGGCCAGAAGGGUGUACUCCUCUUCGGUAUCUACCUUUGUUCCUCAUUUGGGAGCGCCCUUUCCACCGUUUAUGCGUAUAAUGCAUCGAACACUAGCGGCCACACAAAGAAAAGCACGAUCAACGCACUGACGCUUACAGCCUUUUCACUCGGGAACAUCAUAGGCACUGAGAUAUUUCAACCGAAGGAUGCCCCCGACUACAUCCCUGGGAAGAUAGCAAUAAUGACUCUCCUUGGUGCUCAGCUGGUCAUCUCGUUCCUGUUGCGUUGGAUCAACCUGCGUUUGAACAAAAGGAAGCAGGCGCGUAUUGCGGAACUGAAGGCCAGAAACGGUUGGUCAGAUGCCGACGUGCAGAGGGAACGUGAACGACACGCAUUCUUGGAUAUGACAGACAGACAGAAUCCAUACUUCGUGUACACUGCGUAA